CGUUAUCUGUCCACGUCAGUUCGUACGCGGUUUGUAACAUAACCUAAAAAGUGAUUCGUGCCUUCGAAACAUCGCAGUCGAUGAGCGAGACGUUCACGCAGAUGACAAGUUAUUCGCACAUUUCCUAGCGUGAAUAAGAGUGCAGCGAAAUGCAUUGGACGUUGUGCGCGUUGAUCAUCGGGUCGUUCGGAUGCAAAUAUAUACACGCUCAGGCGCAAAGAGUCGCGCCGGGUGUUCCGCCACAGCAUUAUCAGCAGCCCGUUCAAGUGCCUCCAUCACAACACAUUCCACACCAGCAACAAGUAAAUUCAUGAUUUAUCAACAAGUACCGGUGCAACAACAGCAAGUGCCGAUACAACAGCAGGUUCCUGUUCAGCAGAUACCGAUGCAACAAGUACCUAUGCAACAGCAGGUACCAAUGCAACAAGUACCUGUACAACAACAAGUGCCUAUCCAACAGCAGCCAUCAGUUCAACAAGGACACGGGCAUGGUCAUGGACAUGGACAAGGGCAACCUCAAAUACUUAAUACUGCUAAUAUAGCCCAUGAGAAACAACAUAUCGCAGAACACGCUGAUAUACCCAUAGAUACAAGCAAGAUGACUGAUCAGGAAUUACAGUUUCACUAUUUCAAGAUGCACGAUGCUGAUAACAACAAUAAGCUGGAUGGUUGCGAGCUGAUCAAGUCCCUCAUUCAUUGGCAUGAACAAGGAAGCCCAGAUUCUGGUGGGCCACAUGGUGAAAAAUUGUUCAACGAUGACGAGUUAGUACAAUUGAUAGAUCCGAUACUUAACAUGGAUGAUACCAACAAUGAUGGUUACAUUGAUUAUCCUGAAUUUAUUCAAGCCCAACAGAACGCCGCAGCCAGCACGCGUGUAUAAUAGUAUAUUCCGUGUAAACUGUAAAAUUAAAGAAAAACUUUUAUAAGGACUCUAUAAUAAUGAGAAAUCUCAUUAUAUCAUUGAUGUCUCGCGAUGUUCAUGUCGACAUUACACAUUUAUAUAUGUAUGAUCAUGCAUAUAUUACGUCAAGUUCUGUUGGUAUUUGUGAUAAUCCACUUUUCAUCGAUUCGAUUCUAACCAUAUAUAAUACGAAAAGGGAAAAAAUUUUGGUUUUUUAUAUGAUGUCGGUAAAAGAUAUAUAUGAAUACUGUCAUAUGAUAUAAUUAAAAAGCGAUAUAUAUAAAAUAUUCCAAAAUUUCCCUCAUUUAUUUAUAAUAUUUAAUGAGAUUAAUUCUACGAUAACAGUGUUUGCCGCGCAUUAUUAUUCUAUUAUUAUUAUAUAAAUGGUUGUAAUAUUCUAGAGCGUUAUUAAAAAUUGGGUUUUUGAUAUAACAAAACUAUUUUUAUAUAGACAAGAAUAUUUUAUAGAUACUCCUGCUGUUAAUAAAUAAAAAGAUCAUUUAUUAGUUUUCACUGUUGUUUAUAUAAUUGAAAUAUAUCUAUAAAAUAGUAGUUUGAAUUCAUGUAUAACAAUAUAUAUGUAUUAAGGAUAAUAAUAGAUGUUUUACUAGCGGUUUCUACGUCCAACACAAAGUAUGAAUAAUCUCGUAUUCUGUAAAUAUAUAUACAUAUUGUUACCUACAAUAUUUUCGAAUGAAAAAAACAAUUUAAACUUGUUCUCGUAAUCGAUCGUAUUGCGUUAUAUUCCUAUGAGAAUUUCGAUCUUCAUCGCAACAAUUAUUUCGAUAAGAAGAGUGGAAAUGUGGUGAAUAUACAGAGAGAUCGAUAGUUUAUAAGUUUUUUAUCAAUUAUUGUAUCUUUAUAUUAAAAGACACUCUAUUGUCAGUAAUUUCAAGCACAGAAACAUUUGUAAUUUUAUACGACGCAAGUAAGCAUGUCAUAAUAUAAUUACAUUUACUUUCAAGGAAUAUAUAUAUAUCAUUUUGCUCAAGCGCGAACAUCGUUAAAAAUCUCACCGCUCUAGAGCACAAUUAUGGAAAUACUUACAAUAGUGUGAAAAUGAUAGAUAUGCUCAAACGACUAGAUUAUGACUAGAUGUAAGACUAAAUUUUUCUUCCUACUUUACUACUUAUAAGUACAUUCCGUUGACCAAAUAAUCGGCAUCAUGCGCGUAAGGUCCGUGUCCACAUCUUCCACGCCGUCUCCUCACUACGUUAAAACCGCAACUAAUUAAGAAAACCGCGAUUACAGUCGCUAUAAGACCCAACGUCAACGACACCACAGCUCCUUUAGGGUCGUUUUCGAUUAUUUGAACACGUUCCGAAAUAAUGUCGGUUCUUUCGCGCGUUCUGGCAUGCUCCUCAAUCACAAUUACGCUUUUAUGAUCUAAAUCUAAAAUGUAAAUAAGAAAAAAUGUAAACGUAAAUAAUACGUUUUACGAUGAAAAGUUAAACAGAUGUGUGACAUCAAAUGAAAAAUAUCGUGAUUGCAAAACUGAUUUUACACGAUAAUUACUUGUAUCUUUGUUUUUUUAUCAUACAAUAAAUUCAGUACAACAUUUUUA
This is a messenger RNA of Odontomachus brunneus, 2465 nucleotides long. RefSeq names its product multiple coagulation factor deficiency protein 2 homolog. Gene Ontology annotation, molecular function: calcium ion binding. The record is from RefSeq and is a predicted model, not a curated record. The transcript has 6 exons. Lineage: Eukaryota; Metazoa; Arthropoda; Insecta; Hymenoptera; Formicidae. Bases 191 to 880 code for a protein of 229 amino acids.